CAGAGUCGCAUCUCAUACCAUCGCUUCCUAAACUUCCCCUACCUUGACAUUUCUGCAGCCUACCUGCCACUUCGACGACAGCUGUACGGUGUGAGAAGCUUUUCGUGAUGCCAUCAAGAUCGAGCUGUUGAACUAGCCAACCCUAGUGGAAAUCCGACUAGCAGUUCGAUCCCUCCAGCAGUAGUGGAGGAUUAUCAUGAAGCGGCCAACGGAAGCCUCCAGCCGCUCCCACGACACCCUCUCCUCUGACUCCUCUAACGAGCAUACUGCUUUAACGAUAAGCAACACUUACCGCCAAGACAGCAGCUCCAAACACCCAGAAACUUACCCUAAUCACCACAACAAUGUCAGCGAUGGCGAAAGCCACAGGUUCAGCAUGACAAAUAUCAGCUCGUCUUCACUACCUGACUCCACUUCAAAUGCAGACGCCGGUCAUUCCGAUCGCCAUUUAGUGAAAUUGGUCGAUCUCCCUGCUGUGAACCCUAGCGCGGGUAAAUUCCCCUACUGCCUGGUUUGGACGCCGCUGCCUGUUAUCGCGUGGCUCGUGCCGUUCAUCGGCCAUUUGGGGAUCUGCCGGGAGGACGGCACCAUUCUGGACUUCGCCGGAUCGUAUUUCGUCUGCGUGGAUAACUUCGCGUUUGGAGCUGCGUCGCGAUACCUUCAGCUAGACCCAGCAAAGGCAUGCCUGCCAUCCAACUUGUCAGAGCACAUCUGCAGCACUCCGUUUUUCCAUGCGGACUACGGCACAUCUCAAGGUUGGGACCAGGCUUUAGCAGCAACGGUACGCACGUAUCAGCAUGCCUUCUACAACAUUUUCACUUCCAAUUGCCAUUCGUUUGUGGCUUGCUGCCUCAAUCGGAUGGCCUACAAGAGCAGAGCAAAUUGGAAUGUCGUGGAGCUUGCGGCGCUGAUGUUUUUGCAUGCCAAAUGGGUCAGUAAUAGAGCAAUCAUAGCGGCAUUUGCACCUUUUGUAGUAGUAAUGGUGCUUGGGAUCUACUCGGCAGGAAUCACGUUCGUUUUCUUCUGGUUGGGGUUCUCAGCUCUUUUGGUAGGAUGGUUUGUUUUAGGGACGUAUGGAUUCAAGGGCUUGGUGCGAAGCAUGUAAUAUAAAAUAUGUUCAGUUGA
Molecule: messenger RNA, 1125 nt
Organism: Closterium sp. NIES-67
Lineage: Eukaryota; Viridiplantae; Streptophyta; Zygnematophyceae; Desmidiales; Closteriaceae
Source: the annotation of a GenBank genome assembly